Molecule: messenger RNA, 1766 nt
Organism: Pecten maximus
Lineage: Eukaryota; Metazoa; Mollusca; Bivalvia; Pectinida; Pectinidae
Product: neurotensin receptor type 1-like
Exons: 5
Coding region: 1-1695 (564 amino acids)
Biological process (GO): G protein-coupled receptor signaling pathway
Cellular component (GO): plasma membrane
Molecular function (GO): G protein-coupled receptor activity
Source: RefSeq, a predicted model, not a curated record
AUGGGGCCUCUUGCUACAAACAUCUGGAAAUCACUGUUUACAGUUCAUGAAUUGACAGAAAUCAUGAGACAAAAAGAUGACAAAGACUUUGCAGAGCUCCUCAACAGAAUGCGCACUAUGGAGAGUGAUAAGUUUGUGGAGUCCAGGCCAGGUUACGUGUCAGCGAUGCUGAAUUAUCUUACGGGGACAGAGGCGGAGAACAUUUGCCCAGCGCCAGCCGAUGUAUUAUGGGGAAUUGGAACCGAGGUAUUCUGUAACCUCCUGUGCGCCCCUAUGACCAUGCUAUUUGCUAAUGCGUCGUCGAUUGGAAACAGCGCCAAAAGGAAAUGGAAAUCCAUGGUUUCCAUGUUCCAGGAUUGGAGAGCCCGUCCUUCCACCUGCCGCAGCUGUGGAACUGUUCCAUGCCAGGUAGAAAGGAAGACACUCUGGAAGCCUUCCAGAUCUCUGCAAAAGGACCCAAAAACACUUCUCAGAGAGAUCGAAGGCAAUGCUGUAAAUCGGUCCCAUAUUUCACCAUGUUCAAAGGACGGUUCAAUUGCAACCAUCUACGACUUUGUUUACAAUCUUCUGAAACAUUCUGGGGUAGAAAUCCCCGAGAAUGCGACCGCUCCCAACUGUACAAGCACGGAUGAUUGGCUACCAAACGGAGAAAGCGUAGAGGCUCAUAUGGUCAACAAAGUUGGCCGUAUGUUCUACUCUUAUGUCACUCCAGUAAUACUUUUCAUAGGAAUUCUUGGAAACUGUCUUUCACUCAACGUCUUUCUAUCGAAAAACAUGCGUGGUUUAUCGGCAAGUACCUAUCUCGCCGCAAUAUCAAGCUCUGACCUUCUCACUCUGAUAUUCUACGUAAAUGUGGAAUGGUUGAGAAGGGGGUUAGUGUAUUUAAACGCUGAUGCGCAAGUGGAAUUUUUGGAUAUGACUGGUGUGUGUCAGUUUCAGCUAUAUAUGUCUUACGUUUCACGAUUUCUAUCUGCCUGGUUGGUCGUGGCAUUCACAGUGGAGAGGUAUAUUGGAGUGUGUCAUCCGCUACGGCGGCGGGAUAUAUGUACACCAAGUAGUACCCGGCGGAUCAUUAUAACGACGUCGUUUGUGGCCGUUCUCUUGGUCAUUUAUAAACCUGUGUUAAGUGGUGUACAUAAAGGUUCCGGUGAAGGACAUCCUUACUGCACAAGCGACCCUGAUCACGACUUUCUGUCAUUUGUAUUGGAUAGCAUUUUCGCUGUGUUGAUAACACUGGUACCUUUUCUCAUCAUAACAGUGUUAAAUGUCCUCAUUAUAAGAAAACUAUUUAUAAGGAACAAGCGACAAAAGGAAUGCAAGGUUGUGACCGAAGAAAGUGUUAUCAAACUGGAAUUCACCGUUAUACUUUUGGCAAUUUCGUUCUGUUUCGUCGUCUUUAAUGUUCCUUAUUUCGCUGUGUGGUGUCGGAACUUCCUUCAUUCAAAGUACGUUUACAAAUCUGUCGAACAGGACAUGAGUGGCGACAUCGAAUAUUGGCAAGGCAUAUUGUACCUUACACGAACUAUUUUCUAUAUGAACUAUUGUAUUAACUUUUUCCUUUACAGUAUCACUGGCGCUUACUUCCGGCGUGAAGUGCGCAUGCUGUUUGUUUAUCGACCAUCGGAGCUGCGUGGUUCAUACAGUAGGUGCUCUCGUAUUAACUCCAACUCACACACGCCCCAGUCGUGGGUUUGACGUAUAUGGGUAGGCAUGAAAUGUCGUGCCAGCCGGGCUUUUAAAAAUAAUGGAAUUCAGUUAUAGCUGUA